AUGCCAGAGUCCCUAAAUCCUCAGCUGGAUCAUCCAAUCGACCCUUCUAACAAAGCUAAAGAGUCCAAAAAGCAGCAGCAGCAACAACAACAGGGGACUUCACAAGGAACCUCUGGCUCAGACUCUUUCUUCAAUAGGUCUGCCGAUGGGAAAUUAUUUACUAAAGACCAUGAGUCUAUCUUUGCAAUGCUCAUGCUUUCACUUCCUUUAGACCCAGAUGGUCAAUGUGACAUGUCAACUCUUGAAGGGUCUAAUCCAAACAUGGCUCCAGAUGAUGAAUUAAGUCAAUAUCAAUCAUCAUCUUCAUCAUCAUCUUCACCACCAUCAUCAUCAUCAUCUUCUUCUUCUUCUUCUUCUUCUUCUUCUUCUACUCGUAAAAAGAAACGAAAAACAACUUCAAUAUUCUCUAAAAAAACUCCUCCAUUUUCGUUCACUCUUGAAGAUGCAAUGGCUGCAAUCCAAAAUAUGUCUGUUAAAAUCGUUACAGGCUCAACUCGUACUGCAAUCUCUUGUGCAGUCCCAGCCCAUUCAGCAAGAGUAUUUAUUCAAAGAUUUCUUUCUGCACGUCUUAUUCAUUGCCCUACUGAUAGAACAUCUACAAAAUGCCCUCUAGUAGUUAACCCAAUCCCUCCAGCAGUCCCAUUCCCCAUUGCAUCUUCAGUUCCUUCUUCUUGUUCUUCUUCAUCAUCAUCAUCAUCAUCAUCAUCAUCAUCAUCAUCAUCAACAACAGCAACAACUACUAAUACUACAACAAAAACAACAACAACAACAGUCUCUCCUCCUCCAGCAAUUUUAGCAGCAGCAACAUCCUCACGAACACUAGAUACACUCGACACUUCUGCUCGCGGGUUUUUACUACAACCCACUGCAAAGGGUGUCUGCUGUGUUGAGCGAUAUUGUCGUAAAAAUGGCAUUGCUUUACGUUCAGAUGCCCCCAUAAAACAUCUCUUUGCAUCUACCCAUAAUUCUAUGCGCACCAUUUGUUUUGACAGACACCCUCACACCGAUCAACCCAUGUGUAACGAUGCAUUCAUCUUCUUACUCUUCCAACGUGUCAUGGGACCCACCCCAAACGUCUAUGCAGCUUCAAACCCACCAGAUAAGAUUCCACCAGCCCCUGGACUUAACGAUGACUACAGCUCGUUUGGAGUGCGUGGAUCGUAUAACAUGGGUGGUACUACGGUGUUUAGCAGUGCAAACACUACUAUUGGACUCCAGCCAGAUCUUUCUCUUUACUCCCCGCUUGAUAACUCAUUCCCAGAAUCUCAGGUAGAGUCUCCAUACUUUCACCGAUUCUUUACUAACCCAGACUCUGAUGCACUCUCCCAGUACUACGUAUCUACAGUAGGUGUGCGGCUCUUUCAAAACAAGCGGUUUGAUGUUUACACAGAUGCAUCUAGCUCCGCAUCCUCUAUAUUUUCCAACUCACGCGCUUCCACAUCCACGCUUAGCUUGGGGAACACUUUCCAUGUGGGGGGAAAUGCUACCACUGUUCAUACAACUAUUGAUUACUGUUUUACAGGAAGAGCGCUUUGGCAAUGGCUUUUGGAUUGUUCUGAUAUUGUUUAUCAGAGAGAGGCCAUGCACCUUGCAAAUUUGUUUUUCUCCGCGGGGAUGAUUAUACCCAUAUGUGCGGCUGGCUCACGAUGUUUACCUGACGACACUCAAAUUCGUAUUGCUAAAGACGCGUUUUACCAGCUUUCAGAAACAGGCCGAGGAAUUGCCAUUUGGGCAAGAACUCAACGAGAAGAAGAAUCUUUACGUCGGGAAGUCACAAAAUUUUCAUUGCCUCCUAAACGCGGAGCUAAAAAGAUAACUGAGGUGGCAGCAGCUGUUGCUUCAAUGGCUUUGGCUCAUGAACCUCCAACUACUUCUGUGGCACCUACCUCCAUGGAGCAACAACCUGUUACAAUUUCUGCAACAUCAGGAGCCCCCCAUGUUUCCGCCGUGACAGAUCUGCCGCCACAACCUUUGCAAUCUAUUGAGGUGGAUGUUUUCACGCCGCUCAACAUUACGUUCACGGGUCUCCCACCGUCUCCACCAAGCACAGUACCCACAAUUGAGGAGGAGGAGCAGUUGCAGGAGCAGGUGCAGGAGCAGCCGCAGGAGCAGCCGCAGGAGCCUGAAAAUAGUAACGACGAGAAUCUCCGAGAAGGAGAAGCCUCGGAGGCUUGUGAACAAGAGAAAGAAGAGCCGGAGAAAAGAAGGGAGGAAAAGGAAAAGGAAAAGGAAAAGGAGAAGAAAGUACAAGAACAAGAGCAAGAAGAAGAAAAAAAAGAAGAAAAAAAAGAAGAAAAAAAAGAAGAAAAAAAAGAAGAAAAAAAAGAAGAAGAAAAGGAAAGGGGGAACUUUGAUGAAGAAGAAGAGGAAAGACCUACUAUUGAAUACAGGAAAUCACUUUCUUUUAAACGCAUCGAUUCUAAACUGACACAGUUUGUGGUCCCUAGAUCAAGUACAGCGUCUCAUAAGUCAGCACCUUCAGAUGUUUCUGCAGACCAAGUGCAAAUUGCCAUGUCGGCCACCACCAACACCAUUACCACAUCGAGCCGGCCUACUAGCAGAUGCACAACAAGGUCUACAGGUAGUCACAGCCGUCCACAAAGCCCACUGUUUCACUAUGGACAACCACAGAACUUAACACUGGACGAUAUUAUUAACGAUGCAGCUUUACUUUUCCUUUUCCGUGAGUUUUUACAACAACAACUGUGCGAGGAAAACCUUCAGUUCUAUAGCGAGUUGACGUUAUUUUUAUUAGACUUUGAAAAAUUGCAGCGUACUCUUGCUAAAUGUGCAAGUAAUAGCUCUGAUUCUGAGGGAGAAGAUGAAGACACGGGGAAACAUCCACAUCAAUCUUUAAAGACUGGGCUUGGAAGACAUGGACUACUUCUUGCAGACACUGAUUCAUUGUACCAGAUGUGCUUAAAACGAUUGUACCUCAUGUACCACCGAUACUUUGCAGAGCAAGCACCAUCGGAGCUUAACAUUGAUUGGCCUUUACGGCGGCGCUUGGUAUCUACAAUGACAGCCCAUAUUCAAUCAUGCAGCACAGGCACACGGACAGUUGUUGUGACAAGUGAGUCUUUAAGUUCAACUUCUUCUUCUUGUUCUUCUUCUUCGUUGGCAGCUACAAUGCCUGCAACUAGAGUAGGACCAGAACAUUCUGCCUUUUCGUACUUUUCAGCCAAACAAUCACCGGACUGUAACCUUAGAGUAUUGAGUGAUAUGGCUCAACAUUUACAAGCAGCUAAAGUACAAGUAUAUCGUACGAUGGAGACGGAUUCUUUGCCACGGUUUUUGGAGUCACGGUUGUAUUUGAGAGGAAUGAGUUCGUUAACUUCAUUUUAUCCGAAAUGA
Messenger RNA from Magnusiomyces paraingens, 3354 nucleotides. RefSeq lists its product as uncharacterized. The coding region runs from base 1 to 3354 and encodes 1117 amino acids. The transcript has 2 exons. The record is from RefSeq and is a predicted model, not a curated record. Gene Ontology annotation, biological process: intracellular signal transduction. Lineage: Eukaryota; Fungi; Ascomycota; Dipodascomycetes; Dipodascales; Dipodascaceae.